Messenger RNA from Aspergillus nidulans FGSC A4, 1606 nucleotides. Its product is annotated as transporter xtrC. NCBI's taxonomy places the organism in Eukaryota, Fungi, Ascomycota, Eurotiomycetes, Eurotiales, Aspergillaceae. The record is from RefSeq and is a predicted model, not a curated record. The transcript is spliced from 4 exons. Gene Ontology annotation, molecular function: transmembrane transporter activity. Gene Ontology annotation, cellular component: membrane. The coding region runs from base 1 to 1347 and encodes 448 amino acids. Gene Ontology annotation, biological process: transmembrane transport.
AUGGACACCAAAGGGGCUCAGCUGCAGACUACCUCGGGCUAUGAACUCGCCGAAUCUUCCAGAGCCGUCAAUCGUGAACGGCCGGUUGAAUACCCCUCCACUGAGUCCAGUACCCCAUUAGUUGAGUCUAACGAUGCAGAUGAUUUUCCAGACGGUGGCAUCCGCUCAUGGCUCGUUGUGCUGGGCUCGUUCUUCCUCCUCAUGGCGUCGUACGGACUCAUGAACUCCGUCGGCGUCAUCCAGUCUUACCUCGAAACCCACCAACUGUCGCACUACUCCAGCCGCGAUGUCGGUUGGAUCUCCGGCGUUUUCGUCUUCACAUCUCUCAUUUUGGGCAUCUUUGUUGGCCCCCUCUUUGACGCAUACGGGCCGAAGGAACUCGUCGCUGUGGGGACGGGUAUCUAUAGUCUUGGAGUGCUUCUGACAGCGCAAUGUACGCAAUAUUGGCACUUCAUUCUUUGCUUCGGCGUAAUAGCCGGUAUUGGAGCCGCAGUGAUCAGUAAUGUUGGCAUGUCCUGCAUCCCGCACUGGUUCUAUGCGAAAGCAGGCAUGGCGAUUGGGACGGCCAUGGCGGGCGCGGGCUUGGGGGGCGUUGUCUUCCCGUAUAUCCUGCGGGAGACGUGGACUAGUAUCGGCUUCAAAUGGGGAAUGAGAGUCACUGCGCUUCUGGUUCUCCUCCUCUGUGGUUCGGCCACUUUCCUCGUCAAGAGCCGGCUGCCCCGAAACGGACGGCCAAAGGCCGCGUUUGAUAUCCGCUGCUUCAAGGACGCGAGGUUCUCGUGGCUUUCUGCUGCUACCUUCUGCUUGGAACUGGUCGUCUUCGGCCUGCUCGGUAUCCUGCCCAGUUACGUUGUCGCGCAAGGGUUCAGCGCCGCAUCGAGCGUCAACCUCCUCGUGGUGAUGAAUGUCUGCAAUUCGAUCGGCCGCCUGGUGAGCGGCCGCGUUGCAGACAAGUACGGCCGGCUCAAUGUGCUCAUCCUCCUAGUCGCCAUGGCUGUGAUCCUCAUCUUCGCCAUUCUCUACCCGUUCAGUAACUCUCUGCCCGCGCUUUACAUAUUCUGCGCGACAUAUGGCUUCGUAUCGGGCUCGUUUAUCUGCCUUGCCCCUGUCUGCGUCCGCCAGAUCUCGCCAGCUAAGGAGACGGGGAUGCGGUUUGGGACACUGUAUGGGUUGGUUGCGUUUGCGACAUUGAUCUGUAUCCCUAUUGGCGGGGAAAUGUUGGAGAAAAUUGGGGCACAUAUGGUUGUUGUCUAUCUCGGCGUUAUGCUCGUUGUUGCCAUAUUGUUUUUUGUGAUUGCCCGAUGGGCUUGUCUCGACUACAAAUGGAACUGGUGGAGUAAGAUUUGACCUGCAGCUGGUUAUUUCGGUCAAGACUAGGAUGAGGGUGAAGAAGACAAGGAAAUGAUAAAAGAUGGCUGACGGGCUGAUGCGUAAAGUUGAGGACUACUUGUGCGGAUUUUAGCUAUUUCGGGACUUUUAUAUAGAUCUAGGCAUAUUUGGCCGUAGGACUGCAGUGAUUGCAGUUACUUAAGCUGCUGAACAUACAAUCUUGGUACCCUAAUUUGCAAUGGUCGAACUGGAAUAUACUCAACAUGUUAAGAGUUGG